AUGAUGGACUACCCUACUGAAUAUAGUUUAAAUGUACCGUUGGUAGAUUACAUUGAACAUUACUCGCUAGUAGAAAAUGCACAGCUUGAAAUAGUUGAUGUUCCUGAUUUUUUUACUACAUUUGAUGUACCUAGUGAAAAUGCAAACAUAAUUAGUAAUACACAUUCUUUAAAAAUUAUAGAUAAUGUUAGGGUUUACGAUUCAUCGAUGCUAGAAAAUUUUAAUGGUACUUAUAUAGAAAAUUGCGAUUUAAUAUCCAAUUUUAGUGAUAAUUUUGGCGAUCCUAAAUUAGUUCCAUACUCAUCAAGUUCAGAAAACGAUAGCGAUAUAGCGAUAAUUCCUUGCCUGAGAAGAGUAAAUUCAGAAAAAGACGAGCUCAAGUAA
This is a messenger RNA of Parnassius apollo (apollo), 384 nucleotides long. The record is from the annotation of a GenBank genome assembly. Lineage: Eukaryota; Metazoa; Arthropoda; Insecta; Lepidoptera; Papilionidae.